AUGUUCACUAAGGCAUUUCUAGUCACCGUCCUCUUCGCUGCGAUCAGCGCGCGACCUCAAGAAGGUCACGACCACCACCACGGCCACGGUCACGCCGUCUCCUCACAGAGCAUCAAACAGCACCACGGUAAAGCUACUGAAAAGCACGUCGAAUACUAUUCUCACCCUAAGUACGAGUUCGCGUACAAAGUGGAGGACCCUCACACCGGUGACAAGAAGUCCCAACAUGAGUCCCGCGACGGUGACGUCGUGAAGGGCGUGUACAGUCUGCACGAGCCCGACGGUACUGUCAGGAUCGUGGAGUACCACGCUGACAAGAAGACUGGAUUCAAUGCUAAUGUGAAGCGUGAAGGUCACGCCAAACACAUCGUUCCUGAACACCACCACCACCACUGA
Messenger RNA from Spodoptera frugiperda (fall armyworm), 396 nucleotides. RefSeq names its product cuticle protein 19-like. The record is from RefSeq and is a predicted model, not a curated record. NCBI's taxonomy places the organism in Eukaryota, Metazoa, Arthropoda, Insecta, Lepidoptera, Noctuidae. Gene Ontology annotation, cellular component: extracellular matrix. The transcript has 4 exons. Bases 1 to 396 code for a protein of 131 amino acids.